ACUGUUCAUUAUCUCAGUAACGUCAUGGGAACUUGCGUUGAUUCUCCACCCUUCACGAAUAGUUGGUGAGAGCUGGUACACAAGAAGGCAGAUGAACGCCUGAGGAACGUGAACAGCUGAUUCCCUGACAUGUAAAGUGGGCACAGAGAAACAGGCUGAACUUUACCACCAGAGGGAUAAACAAGACAAGAUAAAAGCAAAGAGAGCAGAGGGUUCCAAAGAUGUUGCAGUGUCGAGUGAAUUUUCUGGAUGACACCCAUUUUGUAUGGGAGCUGGAGAGAAAUGCAGUGGGGCAGGAACUCUUCAAUAAAGUGUGUGAACACCUCAACCUUUUAGAGAGGGAUUUUUGUGGUCUGGUCAUGUGGGAUUCACCAAGAACCAGGGUAUGGCUGGACUGUACAAAAGAGAUUCAAAAACAGAUUAAAGGUUCAGUAGCUGAAUUCUUUUUCAAUAUCAAGUUUUACCCACCUGACCCCGCAGUUCUGGCUGAGGACAUCACAAGAUAUCUUCUGUGUCUUCAGCUGAGGAAUGACAUUAUGACUGGUCGACUGCCCUGUCCAUCAGACAUGUUGGCUCUGUUGGGUUCAUACACAGUUCAGUCAAUACUUAGAGAUUAUGACCCAAAUCUCCACAAGAACAACUAUGUCAGUAAGAUUGUUCUUGCACCAAAUCAGAGUGAAGAGCUAGAAGAGAGAGUGAUGGAACUGCAUUCCACACACAGAUAUAUGAUACCUGCACAGGCAGAUAUGCUUUUCCUUGAGAACGCCAAGACGCUCCCCAUGUAUGGGGUGGAUCUGCAUCCUGCCAAAGAUGUUAGCGGUGCAGAAGUGAUGCUCGGUGUGUGUUCUGAGGGACUGAAGGUGUAUCAGGAUGAGAUAAAAAUAAACAGUUUUGCAUGGCCCAGAGUUCUUAAAAUCUCUCACAAACGGAGCACCUUUCUUCUCAAGAUGCGCCCUACUGAGCAGGAUGAGACUGAGGGAGUUGUCCGCUUCAGCUUACCCAACUACCGGGCCUGCAAACAACUGUGGAAAUGCUCUGUGGAGCAUCAUAGUUUCUUCAGAAACAGACUUCAAGAUACAAAAGCCCAAAGGUUCCUGAAUUUGGGAUCAAGGUUCCAUUACCAUGGACGCACUCAGUCUGAGUGUCUGGAGGAGAGUGCCAACAUCACUCGAGCUCCUCCACAAUUUACACGCUUUGCCAUCCAGAGAAGAGGAGAUGAAGAAAUCCUUGAGGUUCUUAAGCAACCAAUCCGAACAGAAUUAGAUGAGUGGUUCUUGGUUCUUGGUUCAGACAAAUGGAACAUUUCUGCAUCUGAUGAUGUGAUGCUGGAAAGCAAAAAGCUGCAGGAGUGGAAGCAGCAUGCUGAUGAUUGGUUUGUCCUCCUUGACAGCAGCCUAUUUUCACCAUUAGGACUCCAGCAGCUCCUUCAUACUGAAGAACAGGGAGAAGUGGAGGUUGUGGAGGAGAAAGAGGCAGAGGAGAGUCUCACAGAUGAGUUUGUGAUAAAACAUUCAUAUAAAGUUCAGGAGGGGCCUGUGGAAGUGGAAGGACAAGUGAGAAUGGACAUCAUUGAGAAAAAGCAUACCGAUUAUGAAUUUGAACAGGAAAUUGUGGAACCCUUUAAGGAAAUGCUAAAAGAGGAAAUAAUAGAAGUAUAUGGAGAAAGAACACAGAGGGUAGUAAUCACUAAGCAAUGGACACAGGAGGUCAACUCUUUUGUGGAAUCACAAGAUGAUGUUCUAGAGAAAACGAUAGAGAGAGUGGAGACAGUGGAAAGAUGUGUGAUGGUGACUGAAGGGCAGAAACUGCUCAAUAUUGGUUCUGAGGAAACAUUCGAGAGAUUGGAAAUGGUGAAACAGAGACUAGAGGAAGUUGAGGCUAUUGGACAGAAACUGCAGGAAGUUGAAGCACUGAGGGCUGGAUUACAGGAAGUGGAACAUUUGGAGCAAAGGUUGCAGCAAGUUGAGAAGGAGGGGCUUCAACAAGUGGAGACAGCUGAUUGGUACAUUCUACUAGAUCGCAGUCCAUCAAUGUUCACUAUUACCCUCACAGCCAAGGAAGAGUUGCAGCAGUUAGACACACCCAAACCAAUGGAGUGGGACGAUGAUUGGUACCUUCUAUUGGAGAUGCUUCCACGUCCCAUAGAUAUAUCACCCCCUCUUCCAGAUGCUAUCAACUCCAUGUUUGAAGAAGAUCGGGCUGAAGAAGAGAGAAGAGAACCAGAAAGGAAAAUACAGCUGGAGCUGCUGCCACCAGAGGAACCAAAAACACAGAGCAGAGAGCAGGUGACUGUUGAGCUGUAUGAAGAGAACAGAGAGGGGAUGAGAACAAUGCAGAAACAACAACUGGAGCAGGUUACAAUAGAUUAUAGGAGACCACAGCCAGGUAUCCUUGAGCAGCAAGCAGAACAGCCUCAAAGUGUUGUGGAGGAUGACUCAUUCAUCAUUUUGGAUGUUUCUCCUAAAGGAUCAGUGCCCUUGGCCUAUCCACACCUGCGAAGCACAGUUGACCUUCAUGAGGAGAUCAGAGAGGAGGUGCCUCAGAGCAAAGUAAGAACAGUAGAGGUGCAUAAAAAGCAACAGGAGCAGGUUACAGCGAUAGAGAGCAGACCAGUUAUGCUUGAGAAACCUCAAAGAGAUAUGGAGGAUGACUGGUGCACCAUUUUGGAUGUUUCUCCCAAAGAAUCAGUGCCCUUAGCUUAUCCACACUUGCAAAGCACAACUGUUGAGCUCUAUGAGGAGACCAGAGAGAAGAAGCUUCAAAGCAGAGUGAGCACAGAGGAGCAAGUUAUUGAGGUGACGACAUUGAGCACUAAAGAACAAAUAUUAGCAGAGAAGAGGAUGAGUGUCAUACAAAACCCACAGGCCGAGCUUCCAGUGGUGCCCAGGGAAGCUGAUGACGACUGGUUUCUGCUUAAUGAGCCAGUGCCUUUUGAUCAGAGGAGUUUUCAAUCAGUGUCAGUUACUCCAGAGACUCGUUUAGUCCCUGUGGCUUCUUUGGAGGCUGAAGAAAAGAGAGCUGUGGAGAGAGGGAAAAUAGUGGAGAUGCAGAAAGAGCAACAUAAACUGGUGACAGUGGUAGAGAGCAGAUCACAGCCAGAUCUUCUGGAGGACAUGGCACCACAGCCUCAUAGAGACAUGGAGGAUGCCUGGUUCAUCAUUUCUGAUGUUUCUUCUAAAGAACCAGUGCCCUUAGUUUAUCCAUACCUGCAAGAGACAUCUGUUGAGCUUUAUGAGGAGACCAGAGAGGGGAGAGUUAGAAGAGUGGAGGAAGUGAUGACAGUGAGCACUCAAGAACAGACAGUAAUAACAGAGAAGAUGAGUGUCAUACAACAGCCACAGGAGUUUCCAGUGGUGUCCAGGGAUAUUGAUGAUGACUGGUUUCAGCUUUUUGACGCAGAACCUUAUGAUCAGAGGAGUUUUCCAUCAGGUACAGCACCAGAUGUUAGAAGCCAAGUCAUUGAGGUCCGUGAACUCACCAAAGAUCAGAGAGUUCAGAGGAUAAUGGAGGAGCAGAUGAGAGAAAAACAAGUGACAACUGUUGAAAAGAGAGUAAUCAUUGAUGAGCAUAGGGAGAGAGCUGACAUUAUCCAGCAGAAAUUUCCUGUUGGCGAUCGGGAGUUUCAUGAUGACUGGUUUGAGCUUCUUAAUCCAACACCUUUUGAAAAUAGGAGUGUUCUUUCAGUGGGCACUGAAGAGCGGAGAAUUAAAGAGCAGGAGAUGAGAAUGAAACAGCAAGAGGAGAGAAGAGUGAGAGAGAAAGAAGAGAGGCAAAAAAAGGAGUUGGAGGACAGAAGAGCUCAACCAUUUGUUACUGAGCAAAGUGUAGAGCAACCCCAGAGAGAAGUGGAAGACAACUGGUUCAUUCUUUUUGAUGUUUCACCAAAAGAAACAGUUGUUGCAGAUGUCAUUAAAGUGGACAAGAGAGCAGAGGAAGAGAAGAGGAGAAGAGAAGAUGAGAGAAGGAAGCAGAUACAAGUGGAUGACAGACAGCAAAAAAGACCAGCUAUACCAGAGAAAAAAACAGUACAGCUCCAGAGAGAAGUGGAAGAUGACUGGUUUACCUUCAUGGGAGUUUCCCCUAAAGAUUCUGUUCCCACAUAUCCAGCGGCACCUGUUAUUUCCCCAGUGGUCCCGCCCAAAACCCGCCCACAGAUCCCAGUUGACCAACCACUGACUUCCACUCCGACAACACAACCUGUGUCCAUUACAAAAACAAUCUAUCAGGAGAGGAAAAAAGACAUACCCGACAUCACACUGGAGUCUGAGGCUGAUGAGUCUGUGCUCUUGAGCGACUCACGGAGAUGGACAAAGAGAAUUGAAGGAGAGAGCAUAUAUGUUCGUCACAGCAUUCUAAUGCUGGAGGAUUUUGAUGUGACCCAGGAGGUGAUAUUGAGGCACCAUGCCAGCAUUAGUGAACUUAAGCGUGUUUUCAUGGAGCCCGUGCCAGAUUUUGGACCGACUGAAUGGGAUAGACGUCUUUCCUCAUACUUACCUGCAGAGAAAACCCAGCUCCUACAAACCAAAAGCGAAAUACUCAUCAGAAUGGGCUUAAUUGAAGAUGAUGGAAAAACUCUCUUGUAAUGAAGCUCCGCCCACAAACAAAAUCCACUAUUUAAUUUUCUACUCACUUGCAUAUAGUCACUGAUUUUGUGUGUGUGUGUGUGUGUGUGUGUGUGUGUGUGUGCAAAUAUUUAAUGUGAAAUGUAAUAGACUUAGGACAUUUAAGGAUGUGAACUUGUGAAGCAACGGAAAGACUUUUAUCUUCUUUUAUAGAAUAUAAUCCUCUUUUGCGAUAUUCAUCAAUCUGAUCAAAGUCAUUUUAUAACAUUAUAAUAACAUUUCCGAUAGUUAUUCAGUUGUACACCGGUAAUGACUAACACAACAGUGUACUGAUUGACUCCAGACAGCAUUGCUUAGAUGGUAUACCUAAAUAACCUAAAAAUCUAAAUAAAAAUCAUGGGAUUAUGUUUAGUUUAGUAUAAACUGCUUACAUCUAGUCCUUUUAAUUUAAACAGAAUAAAGCUCUUUUAUGCAAUGCCAAUUAGAAAUGUUUAUUUGAGAAUGAACUUUGAAGCAAUGAUCCAUUUCUAUACUAAUUUCAGUCAUGACAACUCUCAGAAUGAUUUAUUAAAUGUUUAUUGACAGAUAUGACAGGUAAAUGUCAAGUAAAUGUAUUUGGUCUUGGCGGACUAGAUCUGCUUACACUGCUGCUGAGCAAAUACGAGACUUACUACUGCAAAACAUACAUAGGUAUAAAACCUAGUAUGCAACCAUGGUGCUGCUGCUGCUACACAAUGAACACCAUGAAAUCCACCAUAAACAGAUCCAGACUUUGGAGAUGGGGAGGAGGUGGGAAAGUAAAUUGGAAUCUCCUUGUGUGCUGCGAAGAGACCAGUUUGCUGCCAAAAAACAAGGUAUGACUAUAUUAAAAAGUUUGACAAAAUAGGCCUAAUGAUUUGAUGGGCUGGAGAGAAUUGCACUGUGGGAACCUAUCAGCUUGCGCCCUGUACAGUUUCCUGAACUUAGAUCAUAUACAGUUACCACAGUUUAACCAUUGAGAAGACUUAAUUUCUUGUUAUUUGCAGCUCAAGUUCAGAAGUACUACUGGAUUUCAUGAACUGUAUUCAUAUCUGUACAGGCCUGGUAGUUCUGUUGCUUAUGAGCAUAUUUCCAGUGCUGUUGUCCAGAUGCUGUUACACAGCUUUCUCAAAUGAUGGGCUGUGGCACAGAGCCAAAUAAAUGUAGAUGCAUGGCAGCACAGCACAGCACAGCACAGCACAGCACAUUGUUUUAUUAAUUGUUUUGCUGUGGAGAAUUAGCAAGAUUUCUGAGAAAACACUGCUUUCGUUUUGCUUGGCUUAUCUAUGUGAGGCUUCUCACACUAAAACCAAGUAUAGGAAUAGUCUGACCGACUUCUAGAAACCAGUCUUGCAAAGUUACUUGCAUAACCUUAAACAGUACAAUAGGAGUUCCAACCCCAAGACUGCAUCCUUUGCAAACCACUUAACUUAAAUGGGACGAAUGUAGGUGAAAUCAACUUUCAAACAGGCUUUCUUUGGAAUGUAAUACUAGCAUACUGCUCACUGCAUACU
Messenger RNA from Myxocyprinus asiaticus (Chinese sucker), 6094 nucleotides. RefSeq names its product erythrocyte membrane protein band 4.1b (gene epb41b). The transcript is spliced from 27 exons. NCBI's taxonomy places the organism in Eukaryota, Metazoa, Chordata, Actinopteri, Cypriniformes, Catostomidae. The record is from RefSeq and is a predicted model, not a curated record. The coding region runs from base 222 to 4583 and encodes 1453 amino acids. Gene Ontology annotation, cellular component: plasma membrane; cytoskeleton. Gene Ontology annotation, biological process: cortical actin cytoskeleton organization. Gene Ontology annotation, molecular function: cytoskeletal protein binding.